Molecule: messenger RNA, 2236 nt
Organism: Hippocampus zosterae (dwarf seahorse)
Lineage: Eukaryota; Metazoa; Chordata; Actinopteri; Syngnathiformes; Syngnathidae
Gene: csrp1b
Product: cysteine and glycine-rich protein 1b
Exons: 7
Coding region: 151-729 (192 amino acids)
Biological process (GO): muscle tissue development; sarcomere organization
Cellular component (GO): Z disc; cytoplasm; nucleus
Molecular function (GO): structural constituent of muscle; actinin binding
Source: RefSeq, a predicted model, not a curated record
ACACACACACACACACACACACUCACACACUCAUCUAACUCCUCCCUCUGAUCACAUCAGUGUGCUGUGAGCUGCCCGAUCUUUGCCCUAAUCAUUGCAGUGGAUAUUCUGACUGGACGUGAACCACCAGAGAGUCUACAUUCAUGCAGGAUGCCUUUCGGAGGAGGGAACAAGUGUGGCUGCUGCCAGAAGACUGUCUACUUUGCAGAGGAAGUGCAAUGCGAAGGAAAGAGCUGGCAUAAAUCCUGCUUCCUGUGCAUGGUGUGCAAGAAGAACCUGGACAGCACAACGGUGGCCGUGCACCUGGACGAGAUCUACUGCAAGUCAUGCUACGGCAAGAAGUACGGGCCAAAAGGUUACGGCUUCGGCGGGGGUGCAGGGACCCUCAGCAUGGACACGGGAGAGGGGCUUGGAAUUACGCCUCCAGUAGAAACUCCGCAUCAUCCCACCAACAACCCCAACGCCUCCAAGUUCGCCAAGAAAGCUGGUAGCUCCGAUAUUUGUCCACGCUGUGGCAAAACGGUCUACGCGGCGGAGAAGGUUAUCGGGGGCGGUAAUUCAUGGCAUAAGGGUUGCUUCCGUUGUGCUAAAUGCGGCAAAGGGCUGGAGUCCACAACUGUCGCAGACAGAGACGGCGAGAUCUUCUGUAAAGGUUGCUACGCCAAGAACUUCGGACCCAAGGGUUUUGGUUUUGGUCAGGGUGCAGGAGCUCUGGCUCAUUCCCAGUGAAGUUAAGUUUGUCUACAUCAUCAGCUAAGCUGCUUCUUUCCGUUUAUCACGCAACAUCAUACAUCAUACAGCUACAAUACAAUACAAUACAAUACAUGCUGAUUUAUACAGGGCUUUCACAACAGCGGCAGCUGUAACAAAGCGCUUUACAAAACAGUUAACAUAAAGUAAAAUAAUAAACACAACACAUAACAUGGACAGUCAUGCAGUUCUAACCACUUUUCCAUCACACGCUUUGUUGUUUGAAGCAGUUUGAGAUGAAAGAGGAGAGAAUCAAAGUGUCCUUUGACCAGUAAACUACACUAAAAACAAAGCACAUUUUUUACAGUAACAAAUAUUCCCAAUUAUUGUAAAUGUUUGUGUGAAUAAUGAAGUCAUGUUACUGUUUUGUUUUUAGUUAGACCCUUAUAACGCACAAUUUAACCCUUAAGAGUUUUUUCAUUAAAAUGUUCAGUUUUGAUAUAUCACCAUUUCGAAAGGUUGUCAUUUGAGAAUGGUUAAUGAUAAAGGCAUAGUGUAUUUGUUGCUUGGUGCAGUUUUGCUGAUUAAGGGGUUACGUGGGCUGUUUGCUGCAGAAUGAACAGAAAAAAAAUUACAUGAAAAACACAUUUUGAUGUUAUGAGAGAAAAAAUGUUUUGACAAAAAAAAAAGGGUUCAAGAGAAAAAUUGUGCGUUGAUAAGAAAGGACACACAAUGAGAAAAAUAGCCUUCUCUAAAAAGGCACCAUUUUGAGAGAGCCAUAAUAUUUAAAAGAAACAUAUAUUUUUCACGUGCAAUAUUUUGGGGAAAAUAUGGUUUGUUGUUUCUUUUUUCACAAUAUAGGCCAACAAAAUUGUGUGUGAAACAUGCACUAAAGAUCAUUAUUGUAAGAUUGUAAAGCACUGUAGGUAUGACGAUUAAAACAGACUUUUUUUCUCCGAAGAAGAUUACAACCCUCUCGAUAGUAUGACUUUAUUUUGGUCACAUCAUUGAUAUUCUUUUCUUUCUUUUUUCAAAGUGACCCGAAUACUCCUUUUUUAGAUACGGACCAGUCGCUAUGAACCUGUAGAACCUCUGCUAACAAAUAAGGGGAAAAUGAUGCUUCAAGAUGUUUCAUGAGCCAAUUGUUGUCUAUUUUUGAUUCCUCUAGAUGGCACUGUUGAUGAAAAGAAAUGGGUUUCAGAAAUGCCGAGACGGUUGUACUUUUAGCCAGAUGUUGAAUAGGGAGUGCUAGCUAGAGGUCUAAAUAAACACAACUGCUUCAUGAUGCAUCUUGAAGCUUCAUUUUCUCAUCACUACAGACAAAGCAAAGAAUAAUAAAAAGAGUUUAGAAAAAAUAACCCAUGAUAUCACCAUUUCUUUCAAAGUAACAAACUUCACUGCCAGCAUGUGUAUGAGAAGAAUAAGAGCAAACAUAAAGAGGUCAAUCGCCACAUACAAGCACACUUGAACUUUAUGGAUUUUGACAUUGUUGCCUCUCGAACGCCAGCUUGGUGAGAUGCAAAAUAAAGAUCCAGUACCCUCAUCA